GAAGACAUUGAAUUCAACUUGUCAUUGGAUUCGUCAAGGGUAUUCCUUCUUCUUCAUUUGUUGGACAACAUACUACUUACCAGGUUGCUUUUAUCUUAUGCAAAUGGAAAGCUAUUCAAUUGAUUCUAGUUUUCUACAAACGCCAUCAUUUGCUUCUAUAACUUUGGGGAAUUGGGUUCUUGAUGUACCAGACAACUUAAAGAUUAAAAUAGGUCAUGUUUUUUUGAGUUUUGUAGAAUGCCAAGCGUUCUACAAUCAGUAUGCCCGGGAAUCAGGGUUUAGCAUACGUUGUAGGUUAUCUUCAAAAAGUAGAAAUGGGGAUAAAACUUGGAAAGCAUAUGUGUGUUCAAAAGAAGGCUUUAGGAAACAACCUAAAACUGGCCUUGAAGUUAUAACCCAUCCUCAAGAGCAGGAUCCCCUUUCUGAGCAGUAUCCCCUAUCUGAAGAAUCAAUAAACUCAAAACAACCAAAAAGAAAGAAAAGAGCUGAAACUCGAGAAGGGCGAGAUUAUGAGAAAUUGAAAGUGAUUUUAGAGAGUACGACUUCCCUUGAGCAUCAACUCACUGAUAUGGGGCCAACAGUUGGAAAUGAUAAAAGGAAAGACUUGGAAGCUUAUUUUGGAUGCAAAGUGCCUGAUAGAGUUGAAAUCCAUCCUCCUACGAUUGGAGUCACGAAGACAAGGAAAAAGAGGAUUAAGAGUGGUGUGGAGAAGGGUCAAGAAAAACAAAAGCACACUCGACGUUGUCGUUCAUGCAACAAAAUGACUACGCAUGACAGCCGUAAUUGUCCAUUGAAAAACAACAGCAAAAGCAGCAGUGAUGAAGAGUAACCAAGUACUCAAAAUCUUUACAAUUGGACUGCUUGGGUUUCUUGAAGCCGUGCAGUGAGCUCCGUGACUAUCACCUGUUAACUUGGAAGCAAAACAACAAUAGGGAGGUCUAGCAGCUACUGUUUAGAGAUUAGCAGAAGCCGAAGUUGGAAUUUGAGCUCUGUAUAUGCCUACUGUUCCGUCUUAGUUCUUUUUUAUUGCAGACUAUGGAAAAAAAUGGGGAGUUGAAUG
Cuscuta campestris is the source of this 1060-nucleotide messenger RNA. The record is from the annotation of a GenBank genome assembly. Lineage: Eukaryota; Viridiplantae; Streptophyta; Magnoliopsida; Solanales; Convolvulaceae.